AGUAAGAGACGCAUGGGACGGAUGAGAGCGAGCAGAAGGGGGAACUCCAGUGCCCGGCCCUCCCGUGCGUCCCGAAGCGGGGCGGCAGUUAAGAAAUAAAACUGUGGAAACAGAGCGAGGCAUUGCUAUGGGAACAGGAUCCCCCCCAGCGCCCGGGGCUGGGACGUUUCCGGGGACAAUGUCUCUGGAAUGCGGUCUUUGUGCUCCACUCUUUGGGACCCUGCUGAGGAUUAGAUGGUGUUUUUCUUGCGGCAACAAUAGGGGCUUUAGAGACGCAUGCUAGCGAGGGCUUGCACGGCUAGAGCCGUUCCUGCACUAUCUGCGGUGACGUACUCGAUGAACCGCGGCCCGGCGUGGACUCCGCGGCCCAGCGUCCGCAAAGAGCCAAACGCUUUUCAUUAACGAAACGGACACGUCCUGCCGCGUCCACCGCCUCCCCGUCCGUUCGGAUCGUCCCUUUGGGCUCGUCGCACCUGUGCUGGGCGACACUUCGUGACAGCAGAGCGAUGGCUCUCGCUCCCCGAGGCGCAGGCCCCAGAAGGCUCAUCUGCCCUAAGCUCCGCCUGGACAGCGAGACCAAGCGCGUUGCUCGUUCUCUGGAUCGCAGACCGAGAUGACCUUCCAGUCUAUUCCAACAUGCCUCUUCCUCAUGUUGGAUGCUCAAAGCACAGCAUCCUUUGCGGAAGAGGACAACCACACUGUCAUUGUCCUUCAGGUCGGAGCGCUCCUUCGUCCAGGCCUCCUCCUCCUCAUCCUCGUCCUCCUCCUCGUCCUCCUCCGGCCCCUACAUGGAGAACAGCCGGGGACUCUUCGGCAAGGACUUCGAAUCGUUCAUGAGGCCCAAGCAAGACGACGCAAUGACGUUCACAGGUCACACAGGUUCCCCUGGCAACAUCAAGACGUCGGGAGACAUGUACCAGUUCACGGUGGAUGUCCGAGACUUCUCUCCUGAAGAUGUGAUCGUCACAACCUCCAACAACCAGAUUGAGGUUCGGGCAGAGAAGCUGGCAGCAGAUGGAUCCGUGACAAACAGCUUCGCCCACAAGUGCCAGCUGCCGGAGGACGUGGAUCCCACAUCUGUGACGUCGUCGCUGGGAGAGGGGGGCACCCUGACAGUGAAGGCUCGAAGGCACCCACUUAAGCAUGAGCACACUCAGACCUUCCGCACCGAACUCAAGAUCUGAGAGGAGAACUUCUCACCCCCCCCCACAUUCCUUAGUUAUGUACAGUGAUCAUUUCCCUCCAUCCUGCACCAUCCUCAUCACAUCUCCUGUGCAGUCAGGCUCCUGUCUUUGCCGUACUCUGUGCAGAGCUCUUUCACUCUACGGCGUCACAUCAUCGCUGACUUUCUGCCACCUGCUCUCUGAUUCCACGUCCUCGCUCCCUGUAUAGAGAGAACAGAAGCUCAAAAACAGAAACACACAUCAUCUUAUCAGCUUGCUACAAAAAUCCUGAGCACGCAUCUUGUUACGAAAAUGUUUGUAAAUAUUUACAGCAUAAUUUAAAAAAAAAAAAAGAAAGAUUGUUUUGUAGUAAUGGCAUUCAUUGCGUUGAUCGACUUUGAAGGAACCAAAGGGAUUGCAUCACACCAGUUGCAGACCCACUAACUCUCUUAUACGUGCCUUACAAAGUAUACACAAAGCUUUAUCAUUAAAAUAAACAAUGACAUUUAAGAA
Molecule: messenger RNA, 1676 nt
Organism: Scleropages formosus (Asian bonytongue)
Lineage: Eukaryota; Metazoa; Chordata; Actinopteri; Osteoglossiformes; Osteoglossidae
Product: heat shock protein beta-7-like
Exons: 5
Coding region: 657-1184 (175 amino acids)
Biological process (GO): heart development
Cellular component (GO): nucleus; cytoplasm
Source: RefSeq, a predicted model, not a curated record